Messenger RNA from Dunckerocampus dactyliophorus (ringed pipefish), 3105 nucleotides. RefSeq names its product arginine/serine-rich coiled-coil 2 (gene rsrc2). The record is from RefSeq and is a predicted model, not a curated record. Lineage: Eukaryota; Metazoa; Chordata; Actinopteri; Syngnathiformes; Syngnathidae. Bases 256 to 1419 code for a protein of 387 amino acids. The transcript has 11 exons.
CUCGGCUCAAUGUAGCGUCAGUGUAGCUGGCUAGCAGGUUAGCAUCUACUUGAUUUGAGUCAGUCUGACGACGACGAAUGAUACAAAGACCUCUCCACGAUUAUGUCUGACCUACUGCACAACCUCUAGUCAAAGAUCCACCAUUCGACAAGACUGCUCUGCUGUUUUUAAGGUCCUACUGCAAAAAAUGAAAGCGAGCACUCGGUAGGCCGUACCAGAUCAGACUCACCAGCCCCACACAGAAAAAGGCCCAGCAUGAACUCCUCCAGAUCUCCCAGAAGCUCCAAACACCGCCAUUCUCGCUCAAGGUCACGAUCCAGGGACAGAAAAAGGAACAGGAAGCAGAGACGCAGUCGCAGCAGGAGCAAAGAGGCACGAAAGAGGGACUCGGAGAAGCCGUCCAAGUCUCACAAGUCGACGGACGAGCACCACCACCAACACGAGAGACUCUCGGCCGAGGACGGAGACGAGAGAUCCAAGCGCAAGGACAGGAGGUCCCCCAGAGGGCGCAGCUCUUCCCGAUCGCACUCACGAGACAGGCGUCAUCACAGCAGAAGCAGGGACAAGCGACGAUCGCGGUCACACAGCCGCGACAGGAAGCGGAGGCCUCGCUCUCGCUCACGGUCAAGGUCCAAACACCGGCAUCACAGCAAAAGUCGCAGCAAGAGCAGGGAGCGAAAGAAAAAGAACGAAAAGGCACGCAGGAGGAGUCGCAGCACGACGCCUAAUCCACCUGUCUUCCGGGGCCGGAACACGGCGAUGGACGCGCAAGAGGCCCUUGCCAGAAGGUUAGAGCGAGCCAAGAAACUCCAGGAGCAGAAGGAGAAGGAAUUGUUAGAAAAACGACAACAGGAAAUUGUUGCAGGGGCCUCCCCGGCCGCUUGUGCUGCCGCAGCUGCAGCCGCAGCAGCCAACGCCACCUCAUCAAGCCCCGCCCUUAACGUAGCGGCCCUGUUGGCCUCCGGGACACAGGUGACGCCGCAGAUCGCCAUGGCGGCGCAGAUGGCGGCGCUUCAAGCCAAAACACUGUCCGAGACCGGCAUCGCCGUUCCCAGCUUCUAUAACCCGUCCGCCGUCAACCCGUCGAAGUUUGCCGAGCAGGAAAAAAAGAGGAAAAUGUUGUGGCAGGGAAAGAAGGAAGGGGACAAGUCCCAGACGGCAGAGUUAUGGGAGAAACUGAACUUUGGAAACAAGGACCAAAAUGUUAAAUUUCGCAAACUAAUGGGGAUUAAAGGCGAAGACGACGGGGAAGCUUCAAAACCACUUAAUGACGAAGGUCUUAAGACUCUCCAGAAGCAAGAGGAGAUGUUUCGGAACCUUGACGUCCAGUACGAGAUGGCUCGAUCUCAGACUCACACCCAGCGAGGAAUGGGCCUGGGCUUUUCCUCUGCAUUUUCCCGUGGAAUGGAUUCCAUCUAGCGCGCUGAUGGACGGACACUUGAUGACACCAUACAGGACUUCCAGCUCAUGGCUAUAGCCUCCUCAGCUUGCAUGGAUAAUUUAUUCAUAGAGGAACACGUGUGUGUGUAAAUAAGAAGCUGAGCUCAUCGCAGCAUCGUAUCAGAGUUGAUGCCUCGCUUUAAAAAGGAUGAUAGAUCUUUGUUUGAAUACUGUGGUAGUUUUUUUUAACACAUGUGAUUGGUUCAAAGUGAUAUGCAUAUAAUGUGAACGCUCUUUUCAUCUGUUUCGCAAAAGGGUACUAAAAAAAAAAAUCCCAUACACUGCAGUAUUUCCAUUUCUUCAUUUGGGGAUACAACACUCAACAACAGGGGUGCCGUAUGGGGGGGGUACGUUCGGACAAUUCCAAGGGCCAUUGUCAAAAAUAGGGAAGUGGUGACGAUGGCUGUCGGGAGGGUCCAAUAUGAUGUUUUUCCUCAUGGGACCUACAAUUUCUUGCAGCACCCCUGCUCAGCACAAUUGUUUGAAGGCAGGCGUGUCCAAAGACAAACACUCUUAAAUAAAAUGCAAUGCAAUAUGGAUAGAAUAUAAUCAAAUAAAAAGAAUAUACACUUUAUACAAGGGAGGGCAGACUACAGCGUAAUAAUGUGGUAUUAUCUUUUACAGGCAGGUGAGGUAUUGUAGAGCUGGAUGGUGUGUGGAAUCAAUGAAGUCCUGUAGCGUUUACUCUCGUAACUGGAGGAGUCUGUUGGAGAAUGAGCGCUGCUGCCACUCUUGUUCGAUGGAGUGGGUUGUCCAUGAUGGAGAGCAGUUUGUCCAGUGUCCUCCUGUCUCUCACUGUUACAAACGUCUCCAACUGAGUGCCGAUAACUUGGUUGGGCUUUUCGGAUCAGUUUGUCCAUCUGGUUUAUGUCCGUUUUGCUGGUGCUGCUCCCCCAACAAACCAUAGCAAAAUACUGGCAGAAGAUCUCCAGCAGCUUGCUGCACAAAGUGAUGGACAAGAUGAAAAGUCAUAAAUAUGAGAUAAACAAUCGAAAUUAUGAGAUAGACCACUCAAAAUUAAGAAAUAAAAAGUUGUAAUUAUGACAACGUGUAGGAUGAUACUGUUUUAUGAACUUGUUAGCUGAGUGAGUAAACAUUUAUUACAAGUAGAUAAAAUAACUGUUUGCAUUGAUGUUUGAUUGAAUUAUUAACAGAGUGCCUUCAUAUAGUACGGUACAAAUAUAACUCUUUUAUGAUUGAGUGAUUACAAGUAGUUCAUAGAAAUAAUGCUUUAGGAAACAAUUAGUUGAGUAGAUGAACAACUGUAAGUAUGCCAAAGGUCAAACAAAUAGUGCAACCUCAAACAUAGUGUACAAUCAGCAAAGGUCAGCCGGGACCAGCAGCCAGAUAUUGGAACCUUAAGGAUAUUGGUCCUUUUGACCUUUAGUAGGUUGACAAAGGUCAAUGCUGCGUUAGUCAAAAUAAUGAGGUAAGUCACAAUUAUGAGAUAAAACAUUGAAAUUAUGAUUCUCGAUUAUGAGGUUAGGUCAGUGAUGAGAUUUAAAUUAUGAGAUACAAACUGCGCAUGUGCUGACUGCCAUGUGACGAAGGCAGCACUGUGCAGUUUGUAUCUCAUGACUAUCUCGUAAUUUCAACUUUUUAUCUUAUAAUUAUGACUUGCAUCGUAGUUACCGUAUGACUUUUCUUUUUUUUUUUUUUUUUUUU